Messenger RNA from Cyanistes caeruleus (blue tit), 2137 nucleotides. The record is from RefSeq and is a predicted model, not a curated record. Lineage: Eukaryota; Metazoa; Chordata; Aves; Passeriformes; Paridae.
GGUCAGGGCCACUCACCCCAUCCCUGCAGCCUGUGGCAUUUAUUACUUUGAAGUGAAGAUCGUCAGUAAAGGUAGAGAUGGGUACAUGGGAAUAGGACUUUCUGCUCAAGGAGUCAACAUGAACAGGCUUCCUGGAUGGGAUAAACAUUCUUAUGGGUACCAUGGUGACGAUGGGCACUCCUUCUGUUCCUCGGGGACAGGGCAGCCCUAUGGCCCCACAUUCACCACUGGAGAUGUGAUUGGCUGCUGUGUCAACCUUAUCAACAACACCUGCUUCUACACGAAAAAUGGCCACAGUUUAGGUAUAGCCUUUACAGACCUCCCUUCAAACCUCUACCCUACAGUGGGUCUCCAGACUCCAGGAGAGAUUGUGGAUGCCAACUUUGGGCAGCAGCCCUUUGUGUUUGACAUCGAGGACUACAUGAGGGAGUGGAGGGCGAAGAUCCAGAGCACCAUUAAGCGGUUUCCCAUAGGAGACAGGCUGGGAGAGUGGCAAGCCAUGCUGCAGAAUAUGGUUUCAUCAUAUUUGGUUCACCAUGGGUACUGUUCAACAGCAACUGCCUUUGCCAGAGUCACAGACACCACAAUCCAGGAAGAACAGACCUCAAUAAAGAAUAGACAAAGAAUACAGAAGCUAGUAUUAGCAGGCAGAGUGGGAGAGGCUAUAGAAGCCACCCAGCAGCUCUAUCCUGGCCUCCUAGAACAUAACCCCAACCUGCUCUUCAUGUUAAAGUGCCGGCAGUUUGUGGAGAUGGUGAAUGGCACGGACAGUGAAGUGCGGUGUUUCAGUGCCCGCAGCCCCAGAUCCCAGGACAGCUACCCCGGCUCCCCCAGCUUAAGUCCUAGACAUGGAUCAAGCAACUCACACGUUCACAGUACUGGAGCAGAUAGUCCAACCUGUAGCAAUGGAGUCAUGUCCACAAAAAGCAAACAGAGUCAUAGUAAAUACCCAACACUGAGUUCAUCAUCUUCAUCUUCCUCCUCCUCUUCCCCUUCAUCUGUGAACUACUCUGAGUCCAAUUCUACAGAUUCUACCAAAUCUCAGCAGCACAGUAGUACGAGUAAUCAAGAAACCAGUGACAGUGAGAUGGAAAUGGAGGCUGAGCACUACCCCAACGGAGUCCUGGAAAAUUCAUCUACCAGGAUAAUGAACGGCACCUACAAACACGAAGAGAUCCUGCAGACAGAUGAGUCCAGCAUGGAAGACAGCUGCCCCCAGAGGCAGCUCUGUGGAGGGAACCACGCUGCCACAGAGAGAAUGAUCCAGUUUGGGCGGGAGCUGCAGAUCCUGAGCGAGCAGCUUUGCAGAGAGUAUGGGAAGAACACCAUGCACAAAAAGAUGCUUCAGGACGCCUUUAGCUUGUUAGCUUACUCAGACCCUUGGAACUGCCCCGUCGGCCAACAGCUGGACCCGAUCCAGAGGGAACCUGUGUGUGCUGCUCUCAAUAGUGCUAUUUUGGAAUCUCAGAACCUGCCAAAGCAGCCCCCGCUGAUGCUCGCCCUGGGCCAGGCCUCGGAGUGUUUGCGGCUCAUGGCUCGCGUGGGCCUGGGCUCCUGCUCCUUUGCCAGAGUAGACGAUUAUUUGCACUGACACCCGAGCGGGACGGAGCUGCCGUCGUGGAGUGCUGCCCUUCACCCUCUGUUGCUGCCACUCUGCACCACCACCUCGUUGGAUAGCCUGACCUCCCUGCCACCGACACCCCUCUAGCACGCACACACUGCCUGUGCAAGGAUUGAGUGAGUCCCUCACUGUGUGGCCAUUCCUGACCCCGGGAAGACCGGCAGCUCUGCCCCGUCUCCCCGCCACUGCUGCGGCUCCAGCGGCACUCGGUAUUUCGCUGGUUAUUCUAAUGUAGCGCCUUCUGAUGUAGGGAUUUUUCUCUUUUGUUUUGAUUUGAGUUGUUUCUCAUGGUUCCACCAAUAUUUUAUCUGGAGAGUUUUGCUGAGCUGGUUUAUGCUGAUUUACUGAGGAAGCUCAUCAAGUUGGUGACAGCUUGUUCUUUUCUUCCCUUCUCCCUCCAUCGUGCACAUACAGCAUCAUCCGUGCUAGUAAUCCGAACUCUUCUCACAGUGGCAGUUCAGAGGGAUUUUUUUUUUUAAUUUUAUUUGAAUCAUGUUUAUUAAACCCAAGGCUCUC